CUCCAUUUCUUUUUGUGAAUACAGACUAACACGGCUGCUACUCUGAAACCUGUCCAGCUGUUGAUUCUCGCCCAUGCACCACGUGUGUGCGUGUGGAAGGGGGAGGGCUAAACCCCUUCCCAGGGCCUGAGCCCCCCCUGACUCAUCCACUAUCACUCAGUGAGUCUCUGGGUCUGCAUCUGAUCCCAGAGUCAAGGAAAAGGCAUGAAACCUGCCCUCCACAAGGGGUUAAUAUUGGUCUGUCAAUCACCUGACUUCCUUUCCUGGUGGGCUAAAUCCUUUUUUUUUUUUUUUAAACUGGGGAGUUGCUAGGCAGGAUUCCAAUGUGGGCGGGCACAGCCUGAUUUUUCCCAUUGGUGUAUUUUUGUGAUUGGGUGACUGUCUUGCCAGGUGACAGACCCCUCUUCCUCUGUCGCUGUAAUUGGCAGAAGGGGUUGAACAGAAUGUGAUUUUUCGAUUGGCUAGAUGAGACUUGUUGCGAGGCAAAGUAGCCAGCCGAUUGUUGGGGUACUAGGUUGUGUUUUUGCUGGAGAAAAACAGGUGUGUUUUUAUAUGCAGACAAUUAUCUGGGUGUAAAAUCCCAACGUAGCCAUGGCACCGGUAGUUUUUACCUCCAUGUGACAACAGGCAGAGGUGCUCUUCCUUUAGAAAGAAAGUUGGAGGGUCAAAUCUUCUAGUCCUUAAUCAACUAAAACUUCUAUUGCAGUCAUAUUGGCUCAGGGACUGGAUUUUCUGGAGUAUUCUGAACAGUGCUCAGUACACAGAUGGUGCCCAGUGAAUAAUGCAAAUCAUGAUAAUAAUCAUCGACUUUAUGGACUCAGUGGAUGCUGUUUCUGUUCUUUGUUCUGGAAUUGGCCUGAGCACAGCUGAAAUCCUAAGAAUUUGUGGCAUAAAAACAUACCUGAUACUCAUACUUUCUCAUUCCUUUCUUUUCUCAAACUCAGAACAAAAAAUGACUGAACAAAAUGGUUUUCAGUUAAAAUGUAAAAUUGCACAGCAGCCAUUGCUCUACAACCCAGCAUGUGGCAGAACCGGCCUCCCCUUCGAUGUUAAGUGAUCUCCUCUCAUCUGACUCUCAUUCUCCAUCCUUCCUAACCUCUGUGCUGCUUUUCAUGCUGUCAACCAUGACAUCGAUCCUGGGACCAUUUGCAGGAGUCUCAGAGAACUGGCCGCCUUGGUUUUGCUCCCAUCUAUCAGAGUCGCUGGAUAGGGAGCUAGCCCUGAAACACCUGGGUUCUACUCCCUCCAGGGACUUCCUCUCUAACCCCUGGCCAGUGCUGUAAGGACAGCGGUUUUAGGCACCCAAAGAUACAGCUUGGCAUCUAAUGGGGUUUGCAAAGCACCUAACUUUCUAAGUGCAUUUGAAAAUCUCACUAGGUGCCUAAAAACCUUUGAAAAUCUGGCCUUUAAAAGGCUGUGUGUGCCUCAGUGCCCCACCUGUACAAUGGGGAUAACAGCAUUGCUCUACCUCACCGAGGGGCUGGGAGGAGAAAUAGAUUAGACGUUGUGAUGUGCAGCCUCAGAUACCAUGGUGAUGAGGCCACAUAAAUACCACAGACAGAGUGGGAGCCUCUCUAUACAUGGCUAGCCCCGCUCUGGGUCUGACCCCGUCAGUUCAUCUACAUCCCCAAAUCUCCCCCUUUUCUGCAUGUAACCUUGUCUCAGUGCUUUGCUGUAUUUUUUCUAACUCCCCUGUUCUCUCGAACACAACCCCUCCUCCCUCUCCCCCCUCCACAGAGGUAUUUCUCUUUUACAGGCUAAACUUCCAGACCCUUAAUCCCCAGCCCUUUCUUAUCUUAAUCACCCAGCCUCUGUUCCUAAACAAAAUCCUGACUCCCUGCCCCAGGGGCACCUCUCCUGUGCACAACCUCACAGUAACCCCAUACUGUAGUGAAGAGCUCCACCUGGGAGCUUGCACACCUCCUGUAUGAAACUGGGGGGGCUCCGGCCCUCCCCUGCCCCCCGAAUUGGUGCCCUUGGUGGGUUGACUUUAAGUAUCUCUUUCUGUAUAACAACAUAGUAUAAGCCUAAAGCCCAGCCCAUUGGGAUAGUCCCCGCCUGCUUGUCUAAUUGCACUUUCACUUUUGAGUUGGGCUGGGUCGGAGCUGGUCUCUUGGCUGCUGCUGCUGGGCCCGGAUUAGAACCGGAACCAGCCCAGAACUUUGGACUUUGUGUCCUGCGAGCGGGCCCAGGAAGUUCCCCGGAGAAGGGGGCAAAGGCUCCAGGGGACGGACACCCCAGGACAGGGCGGUGGCGCCAGGCUCACUGAGGCCUGCAGCUUGUUGCCAAUUAUGAGGACCUGGAGGCAGCGCUGAGCUGUAGAGGUCAGAGACUCCAUGCCCUGCGGGGGGGGCAGAAGCCCACACACUCUGCGGUCUGUUCUCAGGACCAUGCUCUGGAUUUUUGUCAUUUUCUUGAUAACACAACUACCGCAUUCCGAAGCUGUAAAUUGCUACCCAGGCGAAUAUGAAAUAAAUGGCGAAUGCUGUCCCUUGUGCAGUGCUGGGACUAGGGUGGUCAGACAUUGUAGAGAAAGUAGCAGCACAACUUGCAUGCCUUGUGUGGACGACACAUAUACAGAGCAUCCCAAUGGCCUAACGGAAUGCAUGAGAUGUAAACUGUGCGAUGCAGGAGCCAGACUGAUAAUAAAAGAAAAAUGCACAUAUACGAAGAACACCAUGUGCGGCUGCGCCCCGGGGGAUUUCUGCAGGCACUUUGCAGACGGGGACUGUGAAAUGUGUAGACCCUCCACCAUCUGCGUGCCUGGCUCUAUGGUGAAAAAACCUGGCACAGAAUCCAGUGACAAUGUAUGUGAGGUUUGCCUUGAUGGAACCUUCUCAGCAACCAACAUGUCACGCACCUGUCAGCCAUGGACCAAGUGUGAAGAGGAAGGGAUGACAGAAGUAAAGGCCGGGACAGCCACUUCUGAUGCAGUUUGUGUACAAAGAAGCCUUUCUGUCACAGCGAUAGCAUUGAUAAUUGUCCUGGCAGUUUUACCUGUAUUUGCUGGAACAGUGUUCAUUUUAUGGCGGAGGAAGAAGAGGAAAUGUGGGUCACCACCUGCACAGGCCAUAGGGGAUGAGCCAAGAGAAGAGGUUGUGGAAAAUUUGAUACGGACUAGAAAGAAAGGGAGUGAUACAAACCUUCCUGUUCAGGAAACUACUAAAAACUCUAGCACAUCCGCCCUUCACAGCACCUGAACAAACACAGGCAAGAGCAGAUUUUUCAAAGAGGGAAGAGAAAAAGCCAUUCGUCAGCGCUGCAAGUGAUAGAGGAGGAACACAGAGAGGAGUCCCUACUACAGAUCUAGGGAAAUGGCCACCAGCACUGGUUUCUUCUGAAGGCUCAGGACUACUCUAGAAGAAGCUGAAUGAUCAAGGACAGAAAAUCGAUCAGAGUUUAGUGACUGGAUGCUUCUGAAAAUCCCUCUUCACUGGAUUCUAGUGAUCAUCAUCAAUGUAACUUCAGUCUCUCUGGCUAUCUCCUGUUAUUCUGAAGCCUUCCUCACUGACACAUUGCUUGGUGUAAUGUCAGCAGACUCUGGGCUCUUGGUUUCAUUCAGUAACUACUCUUAAGCUUCCCUUUAUUCAUUAAAAUGUUUGAGAGUUCCCACUCACACACCACAAAUACUUAACCAGGUAUUCAGGAAUGUUUACUGAACCACUUGCUCUUCCAUAUUGGACCAGGGGAACACAAAGCAUAUAAUCAACAUGGAUUUUAUACAUAGCUUUAGUUUUAUAACAGGGCAAUAGCGAUGUUGUAUUGCUAUAAAUAUUAGCUCUUAAUAUACCUUCUCUGAGGGUAAGAUAAAAUCCCAGGUACAAAGCAUGGUUCUUACCUGGGAAAUAAAGCUAAACCUUUUUAAUAGUGAAGUUUGGAGGGGGGACUGCACCAUCUUGCUACCCUUGAUAAAGCAGCAGUCAGAUGGCUGGACAAUCUAGGUAUGGAUUUGUGAUGCGGAUGAAAGAAGAAGACCGUGAAGUCACAUUCACCCUAGAGCAACCUUCCUGUCAGUGGGGAUAACGGGUUGUGAAGCUUCAUUCAUUAAUGUAUUUAAGCACUGCAGUGCUUGGAUGAGGGGCGUUACCACAGAGAAAAGCAGCAUGAUUAUUAUUCUGUGGCAUGGUAGAAGUGGGUCUUGCGGAGGGAUUUGAAGGAGAGUGCUGUGGCCUUUUCGAUGAGUCUGGAGCGAUGAACCAGGCGUACAGGAGCCGUGGAAGAAAGAGCCAAGGUGCUUGUGGGAGAGGCAGAUGAUUGGGUGAUGGAGGCUGCCAUUGUGGGAGGCCUGGGGAUGCUGGGGGCGAUGCAGUAAGACACAGGAGCAGGCAAGGAGGGGAAGGCUGCGUUAUGAGCAGUCUUAAAGGUAGGGAAGAGACCCUUGUGUUCUAUAGAGUGCAGAAGGGUGAGGCUACAUUAACACCAAUGUGUUAAUCCUUGCGGGCUCAGCUGAUUGCUAGUUCAUCAGUAAGGCAUUCCCUGGGAAAUAUCCCAUGGUCUUCCACUCUCUGACUUCACCCCCUCAACCAAGCUUCACAAUCAUCAUUACUGUGUACGGUAUUAAAUUGUUUAAAACUUA
Messenger RNA from Chelonia mydas (Green sea turtle), 4576 nucleotides. RefSeq names its product tumor necrosis factor receptor superfamily member 14. Gene Ontology annotation, cellular component: membrane; external side of plasma membrane. Gene Ontology annotation, biological process: positive regulation of peptidyl-tyrosine phosphorylation; defense response to Gram-negative bacterium; negative regulation of alpha-beta T cell proliferation. The coding region runs from base 2337 to 3200 and encodes 287 amino acids. Gene Ontology annotation, molecular function: transmembrane signaling receptor activity; protein binding. The transcript is spliced from 8 exons. The record is from RefSeq and is a predicted model, not a curated record. Lineage: Eukaryota; Metazoa; Chordata; Testudines; Cheloniidae.